GUGUUGUGUGAGACGACUGUGAGUGCCAUUGGAAUUGGAAGUAGGCUGCGCCAAAGAGAAAGUUAUGGAGAAGAAAGAGGAGACCCAAGGCCAAGGCCAAGGCCAAGAACCAGAGCAAGAGCAGGUGGUCAAUCCAUGGGAGGUAUCGGCCAAAGACGGAGGCAAGAUAGACUACGACAAGCUCAUCGACCAGUUCGGUUGCCAGAGACUAGACCAGUCCCUCAUCGACCGUGUUCACCGUCUCACCUCUCGCCCUCCCCACGUUUUCCUCCGUCGUGGUGUCUUCUUCGCUCACCGGGACUUCAAUGAUAUUCUGGAUGCGUACGAGAGAGGCCAGAAGUUUUAUCUCUAUACUGGACGAGGUCCAUCUUCUGAGGCUCUGCAUUUGGGCCAUCUCAUUCCCUUUAUGUUCACCAAAUACUUGCAAGACGCGUUUAAGGUUCCUCUGGUCAUACAGCUCACUGAUGACGAGAAAUGUAUGUGGAAAAAUCUCUCCGUAGAGGAAAGUCAGAGACUUGCUCGGGAGAAUGCUAAAGACAUUAUUGCUUGUGGGUUUGACAUUUCGAGAACCUUCAUCUUCAGUGAUUUUGAUUACGUUGGUGGUGCAUUUUACCAAAAUAUGGUGAGGGUGGCUAAAUGUGUCACUUUAAAUAAGGUUACUGGGAUUUUUGGUUUUUCUGGAGAGGAUCAUAUUGGGAAAAUUAGUUUUCCACCAAUCCAGGCUGUGCCAUCGUUUCCUAGUUCAUUUCCACAUAUUUUCCAGGGUAAAGAUAAUCCCCGUUGCUUAAUUCCUUGUGCAAUUGACCAGGAUCCUUAUUUCAGAAUGACACGAGAUGUUGCUCCUCGCUUAGGAUAUCACAAGCCUGCACUGAUUGAAUCAUCAUUCUUUCCUGCCUUGCAGGGUGAGACAGGAAAAAUGUCUGCUAGUGAUCCAAAUUCUGCCAUAUAUGUCACUGAUUCUGCAAAGGAUAUUAAGAACAAGGUGAACAAGUAUGCAUUCUCUGGUGGACAAGAUUCUAUAGAGAAACACAGAAAGUUAGGAGCCAAUCUUGAGGUUGAUAUACCAAUCAAAUACCUUGGUUUUUUCCUAGAGGAUGAUGCAGAGCUUGAACACAUUAGGACGGAGUAUGGUGCGGGCCGCAUGCUAACUGGUGAGGUGAAGCAACGACUCAUUCAAGUUUUGUCCGAAAUCGUAGAAAGACAUGGUAAAGCUAGAGCUGCUGUUACAGAUGAGAUGGUGGAUGCAUUUAUGGCAGUGAGGCCUCUUCCCAAUAUGUUCAACUGAAGUAUGAGACAGAACUUACCCACGCCCCUAGUGUCUAAGAAUGUGCCAUUUACUGGCUCUAUUCUUUUUUAAAUAUAACCUUAAGCUAAGCACAGUUUUGGAACAUUUUUUUGGAGUAAGAGUUCCGUUUAUUUAAUCACAAUUCUAGUUGAACACAACUUUUCCAUAGUUGAUUACAGUUUAGACAAUAAAAACGAUAACAUUAGCUUUUUUUUAAUUAUUUAUUUUAAUGUUCUCGUGAUCCAAUUUCUUUUGCUGAAAACUACAGUUUGUAAAGGUUUAUUUGUAUGGAAACCCUUUUGCCCAAUACAA
Messenger RNA from Humulus lupulus (European hop), 1597 nucleotides. Its product is annotated as tryptophan--tRNA ligase, cytoplasmic. Gene Ontology annotation, cellular component: cytoplasm. NCBI's taxonomy places the organism in Eukaryota, Viridiplantae, Streptophyta, Magnoliopsida, Rosales, Cannabaceae. The transcript has 12 exons. Gene Ontology annotation, molecular function: tryptophan-tRNA ligase activity; ATP binding. Gene Ontology annotation, biological process: tryptophanyl-tRNA aminoacylation. The record is from RefSeq and is a predicted model, not a curated record. Bases 65 to 1285 code for a protein of 406 amino acids.